GGCCGUUCUGUUGUUGUCCUCCUGUUGUCCUCCGGCCGUCCGUCCAUCCGCUCCACUCUGCUCCUUUUUUCUCCUCCUUCCACUCGCUCUUCCUCUCAGAGCAGGAAUCUCCUUCGUCGGUCUACGGGAGCGCAGCAGGAGACGCAGACAUGUUGACCGUCUUGGCGCUGGCGUCGGUCGUCCUCCUGGGAAUAGUUCCAGAUCCGUCCCAGGCCAUCGUGAUCUACACGGGCUGGGAACGUCACGCCCUGCUGGGCUCCGACGUCAGACUCUCCUGCUCCUUCUUCUCCUGGCGCUGGACCUCAGACGACGUCACCUUCUCCUGGACGUACAGACCUGACGGAUCCAAGGACAGCAUUUCUAUCUUCCAUUACACCGGCGGCAUGGCCUACGUGGACAACAAGGGUCCGUUCCGGGACAGGCUGGAGUUCGUGGGGAACCCCGGCCGCCGCGACGGCUCCAUUCUCCUCAAGAACCUGGACUUCAGCGACAACGGCACCUUCACCUGCGACGCCAAGAACCCCCCAGACAUCGUGGGCCGGCCCCAGUCCUCCCCCCUCAGGAGAGUUCCUAUCCAGGCUGGUGUGAUCACGGGCGCCAUCAUCGGCGUGGUGCUGGGCCUCCUGGUGCUCAUCGUGGUCAUCUACUACCUGAUGAGGUUCCUGGUCGCACGCCGCGUCUUCAGCCUCAGCGUCAGCAAACAUGGCAAGAAAAAGAAGGAGGGAUCACAGCAGAGACAGGGCCCCGCGCCUCCCGCUGACCCCUCCAAGGUGAAGGCUGCUGCCUCGGAAAAGAAGAAGCAGGAGUCCCGCAAGGAUAAGAAAUAGGAUACGGGGAGGGGCUGGGGCGGGCUCGCCAGCCGGCUACUCCAGCCCAUUCGCCAGGCGGCGGCGGAGUUGGCGAUAAAGGUCUGACUCCUCCAUGCCUGCCUCCACUCCUCUAGUCUGCUCCCUCCUUUUCUGCCCAGCCUGACGCAACCCCCAUUAUUCCCCAUUAUCUCUACUCUUUCAAGACAGCACUGGCUGUGAGAGCGCCCCCUUUUCCUACCCACCCCCCCAGCCCACCCGCGUCAGUGGAAACGGUGUCAAAUAAUCUUUACGACGUCUCAUCACGUUGGCCCGUAUUCGCUUAUUGGUCAAACGGUAAAACUUUUUAAGGCCUAACUCUGCUCAUAACUUCCCGACGAGGAGCUCGAGCUCCGACUUCCCUGUGAGUUCACACUCCCCUCAAUCUUCCUGCCUGCUGUUUGCGGAGCUGCGGACCUCAGAUAGAGAGAGACACAGGAGAGAGAGGGGGGGGGGGCAGCUACGGAGAAAUCUGAUUCCCGCUCUCGGCCGGCGCAGAGAGAGGUUGAAGCCCCGGAGCCCGGGGUGAUUCAGUCCUCUCACAGUCCAGCUAAUGGAGGUUGUCUCCGUGUUCCUGCCCCGGCUAAAGGCGGCUAUUUCUGGCCCUGUAAGAGCGAACACGCUUACUGUAACAGCUG
Cynoglossus semilaevis (tongue sole) is the source of this 1483-nucleotide messenger RNA. It is a transcript of the gene mpz, whose product is annotated as myelin protein zero. Bases 150 to 827 code for a protein of 225 amino acids. Lineage: Eukaryota; Metazoa; Chordata; Actinopteri; Pleuronectiformes; Cynoglossidae. The transcript has 7 exons. Gene Ontology annotation, cellular component: plasma membrane. Gene Ontology annotation, biological process: myelination. The record is from RefSeq and is a predicted model, not a curated record.